GCUUGCACAACAGCUUUGUGCGUGAUUUUUUUUUUUCAUUCUCGUCUUAGACUCGAGGCAGGAAAUCUACGUCACUAGAACUGGAAACAUCCUAUCCGACAAACAGGAUGACUUGCAGAUAAAGGCACACGUUAGAACCGAAAGCGUUUAGUAGAGCGAGAGAAAAACACACGCACAGAGAGAAAGAGAGAGAGAAAGAGAGAGACUGCACUGCUAAAAGGACGGGAGAUUAAAAACCCAGACGUGCUUUAAAGAUGGCCAGCGCUCCUAUACCCCUGCCUAAUGUGGGAAGUGGCUACACCAUCGUCACUCAAGUUCUUCCCUCAUCAACAUCCUCAAAUACAGCAGAUCAAAAUUCCCCUCAGAUGCUCGGCCCACUGCGGAAAUUCCUGAAAGGAGAACCCAAAGCGCUGGGAACUGUCCAAAUAAUGAUUGGUUUGCUGACGAUAUUGUUGGGUAUCGUGAUGGCGGUCUACCCUCAGAAUAUCAGCGUGUACUCUGGAGUCAUAUUCUGGGGCUCGCUGCUUCACAUCACUGCUGGCGCUCUGGCUGUUUCAGCAAGCAACAAGCUUAAUGCCUGUGUGGUGAAGGGCGCUAUGGUGGUAAAUAUUUUUAGCACGAUAGCUGCAGGAAUCGCCAUCAUCAUGCUUUCCCUGGAUUUGGUGAUUGGGCCACAUAGACUCUGCCUCUUCAAUGGGUGCGGUAAUGACUUUAUCGCAGUGAGCCGUACCAGUGGAAUCAUUGGCGUUCUGCUGGUUUUCUCUCUGCUCCAGUUUACCAUCUCUAUCGCAAUAUCAGCCUUCACCUGCAAAGCCACCUGCACCAAUGAACCUACCCUGAACAUCAUCAAUGUGGUUCCAAACCCUGAGGGAUGGGUUCCUGUGGUCAGUUCCUUCCCAGCUCAUCAUGCUCAACCGGGGGACAAUACAAUGAAUGCUUUCACCAUGAGCAGUGCUCCUCCAGCGUACAGUGAGAAAAGCCAACCGGACAACAGAGGAUAAUUCUAAAUAAGAAAUUAUUCUUGUUAACUGUUAAAUAACACUGUUACUUAACACAAGAUGGAAAACAAUCACACUUGAGUGCUUACUACACAUCACACUGCUUACUUUAACACUACACACAUUCAACAUUUAAAUAAAUUAUUUUUGUUUCUCAAAGGAAUCUGUGUACAUUGAACACUCCCCCACACACAUUAUCUAUCUGUCUGUCUAUCUAUCUAUCUAUCUAUCUAUCUAUCUACAGUAUCUCCCAAAAGUGAGUACACCCCUUACAUUUGUGUAAAUAUUUGAUUAUAUCUUUUAAUGUGACAACACUGAAGAAAUGACACUUUGCUACAAUGUAAAGUAGUGAGUGUACAGCUUGUGUAACAGUGUAAAUUUGCUGUCCCCUCAAAAUAACUCAACACACAGCCAUUAAUGUCUAAACUGCUGGCAACAAAAGUGAUUUACACUGUUACACAAGCUGUACACUCACUACUUUACAUUGUAGCAAAGUGUCAUUUCUUCAGUGUUGUCACAUGAAAAGAUAUAAUCAAAUAUUUACAAAAAUGUGAGGGGUGUACUCACUUUUGGGAGAUACUGUAUAUAACAUACAGUAUAUCAUAUGUCUAUGAUGGUGUAUAACACUCAUAGCUCUUCUGUAAAGAAAAUACUGAUACGAUAAAAUGCUUCCAAAAAUAAAGAGAUUUAAAUAAUCUUUUGUUUCCGUGAA
Ictalurus punctatus (channel catfish) is the source of this 1710-nucleotide messenger RNA. Its product is annotated as membrane-spanning 4-domains subfamily A member 12. Bases 255 to 1001 code for a protein of 248 amino acids. The record is from RefSeq and is a predicted model, not a curated record. Gene Ontology annotation, cellular component: membrane. NCBI's taxonomy places the organism in Eukaryota, Metazoa, Chordata, Actinopteri, Siluriformes, Ictaluridae. The transcript is spliced from 8 exons.